AUGCGACCCAGCAUUUUACCAUAUACCUUGUUCUUGGCCACUCUGGCACGGGCGCAACUAUCUGGUCCCGUUGGCCCUCUAGUGGACUACAGCACUAAAGCCAAGAAUCAAACCUGCAACAUCGUCGAUUACGGAGCCCUCGCAGAUGGUAAGACGGAUAUCUCGCAGCCCCUCCUCGAUGCCUGGGGAAACUGCUCUGUGGGGGGCCUGGUUUACAUCCCACCUGGUAACUACUCGCUGGCAGUGGAUAUCGAGUUCAAGCAUGGCCAGUCCUCUGCAAUCCAGCUAGACGGUGUAAUCAUGCGCGGACACCGCGGAUCGUACCAGAUGAUUCUGGUCCGUGACUGCAAUGGUUUCGAAGUCUUCAGCGGCAAUUCUCGCGGGGAAAUUCAGGGCUUUGGAUACGAAUAUUUGGAGAAUAACACCUACGGCGAGAGAUUCCUGCGCAUCCAAGACGUUAGUAAUCUCUCGGUGCAUGGAUUUGCACUUGUUGACUCGCCCCCUUACUACAUCGUCUUUGAUACUGUCUCCAGUGGCGAGGUAUAUAAUAUUCUGAUCCGCGGGGUGACAUCAGUGGGAGCGACAGACGCCAUCGACGUAUGGGGAGAGAACAUGUGGUUCCAUGACAUUGAAGUGAGGAACGGCGAUGAAUGUGUCACUGUCAAGUCUCCGGCGCACAACUAUCUGAUCGAGAAUAUCUAUUGCAAUCUAAGUGGUGGGACCGCCAUUGGCUCCUUGGGCACAGGCACCAAUAUUUCUGACAUUCACUACCGCAAUCUCUACAUGAAUCGAGCAGGUGCGUGCUUCCUGAAAAGCAACAGUGGGGAUGGAAUUGUUAAAAUUAUCAUCUGGGAGAAUGUUAUAGUUCACGGCGGUCCCUACCCGCUAGCCAUAGACGAGGCCUGGGGGAAGGACCGAGGCUCAGUAGGAGUUCAAGUGUCCAACCUCACAUUCCGAAACUGGCACGGAGAAUCCGCUAGCGCCUCACGCCCAGUGAUCCGUCUACAAUGUGACUCUGACGUCCCGUGCUACGAUAUUACCAUCGAAAACGUUAACCUCUGGGCAAACGACACCAGCUAUGUGGGAGCAACAGAUCUAAAGACCUUUACCAGCAAACAGACUAUUACUGCCACCCCGACCUAUGCUGCUCCAACAAUGGCAGCUGACUUCACCUCUAAUCUGCCAUCAACGAGCCCUUUCACUAUUCCUCCCAUGCCGACGAGUUUCUACCCGGGUGCUACUCCCAUCUCAACACUCCUACAUCUCCAUGGUGCGGGUGGUCACCCAUCAGCAUCCGCUGUUUCACAUCAUCGACGACGGCAUUGA
This is a messenger RNA of Aspergillus eucalypticola CBS 122712, 1326 nucleotides long. Its product is annotated as rhamnogalacturonase A precursor. The transcript has 4 exons. Lineage: Eukaryota; Fungi; Ascomycota; Eurotiomycetes; Eurotiales; Aspergillaceae. The record is from RefSeq and is a predicted model, not a curated record. Gene Ontology annotation, molecular function: polygalacturonase activity. Bases 1 to 1326 code for a protein of 441 amino acids. Gene Ontology annotation, biological process: carbohydrate metabolic process.